CCCCACUUGUCCUUCUCAUAGGCGUAUCCAUAGGUCUCCUAGUAGCACGCCUCGUCUUCCCUCCUUCUUCUGCUUCUUCUCCAUGGUUAGGCGGCAGUGGGGCUACGAAACUACGCGCAGAUCACCGGCCAGCAGGGAGGAGGAGCGCACAGAUGCCAACUAUCGACCAGCGACGCAGGGUGCUGGAACUCGUCACUCAUCUCUCCGCUCACCAUACACGGGAAUGCACGCGCAACGCACAACAACAAUAUAUCAAUCAAGCGCACCAGAGGUAUGCCCCCCUCAUCGGGCACGCUCCUCCCCCUCGCCGCUCUUUCCCGUGGAGCGAACCCGAACCCCCCGAGAUCCAGAAACAGCGUAAGCGCGCAGAAGUAGCCGCGAGGCAGCACAAGUACUUCUUCGCUAUCAACCUCUACAACUCGUUCGACGUUAUCCCCGAUAUCUUCUCCACGCUCUUCCGUACCGGAGCUAUUCUGGGCUAUCACAACGUCUUUGUGUCGAUAUACGAGAACGGGUCGAAGGACCAGACCAAGGCCCUACUGAGGAUAUUCGACGCGCUCACGAGGGCAGUAGGCAUGCGCGUCGUCAUCCGAACUUCGCAGCGCACUCGAGGCCAGUUCAACCACAGGAUCGAAUACCUCGCCGAGGUGCGGAAUAGCGCCCUCGUACCCCUGCACGAGCAGAGGGACAACGAAGGCGAGGUGUUCGACAGCGUCGUAUUCAUGAACGAUAUCCUGCCGUGCGUGGACGACCUGCUCGAACUGAUCUGGCAGAGUCGGCGACAAAAUGCCGGGCUGACAUGCGCAGCGGACUACAUGUUCCACGACGAGCUCAACACGCCUGUGUUCUACGACAACUGGGUGGCGCGGGAUAUCAACGGCACUGCGCUCGAGAACGCGCCUUUUGAGCACGUAUUCCACCACCCCGAGAGCGCGAGACGGUUCCAGGUGCACCUACCCGUUCAAGUCCAGUCCUGCUGGAACGGAGUGGCCAUACUCGACCCUGCUCCGCUCUACGCUGCCCCGCAUGUGAGGUUCAGGAUGGCCAAGCUCAGUCAGGGAGAGUGCUCUGCUAGCGAGUGCUCGUUGAUCGGGAACGAUUACUGGAAUGCGGGAUAUGGGAGGAUCAUCAUGGUCCCUCGUGUGAAACUCGCUUAUGACCAAAAAGUAUACGAUAUCAUCCACCCCCCUCGGCAGAACCUGACCGCGAUACGGAACUACGUCCGCCUAGGAGGGCUAGCUGAUGACCCCCGCGCAGAUCCGCAGGACCGGACCUGGUUCGGACCGCACGACAGGCUGUUCAUCGAGGAGGAAAGUGAGGGGAUCGAGUUCAAGCCUGGGCCAGAGUCUGUCUGGUGCUGGGGAUGGGACGGCGCGGGAGAUUUGGACGGGCCGGACGUUGACCCUAUAUGGGAAAAGAUGGACGAGAGGAGUACGAAGCCCGAAGCGGUGGAGGUGAAACAUGAUCGGGGGUUGGACUUGUAGCGCGCGGAGCUGGAGCUGGAGCUGUGGUUGGUGUGGUUUGGAUUGGUUUGAGUAGGCGUAGGUGGAUGCUUGGGGCUUCUGGGCGGAAGUCUGCAGCUCGCUGGCUUGCGUGACGAGCAGAACUGGGUGAGAAGGUG
Dacryopinax primogenitus is the source of this 1621-nucleotide messenger RNA. Its product is annotated as CAP59-like protein. The record is from RefSeq and is a predicted model, not a curated record. The transcript has 3 exons. The coding region runs from base 153 to 1484 and encodes 443 amino acids. NCBI's taxonomy places the organism in Eukaryota, Fungi, Basidiomycota, Dacrymycetes, Dacrymycetales, Dacrymycetaceae.